Carica papaya (papaya) is the source of this 2134-nucleotide messenger RNA. RefSeq names its product nonsense-mediated mRNA decay NMD3 family protein (gene NMD3). The record is from RefSeq and is a predicted model, not a curated record. Gene Ontology annotation, molecular function: ribosomal large subunit binding. NCBI's taxonomy places the organism in Eukaryota, Viridiplantae, Streptophyta, Magnoliopsida, Brassicales, Caricaceae. Gene Ontology annotation, cellular component: cytoplasm; nucleus. Gene Ontology annotation, biological process: ribosomal large subunit export from nucleus.
UAUGUAUAUGAAUCUGUUCGACCGAGGGAGAGGAGAGAGAGCCGCCAGGGUAGACGUCUGAAGAAGAAGCAGAAGACGGCUGAGGAGAAAUUGCACAGAAGAGGACAUUUUGAGGGAUUCACAGUCUGAUUUUGAGGCUAGGGUUUUGAUUGAUUGAGAACAUAGGGAAAGUUCCUUCAAGUGUUCAGUCAGGGUUCCAAAAAGGGAAAGAAGAGUCGGUUGUUAUUGCUCACGGUUAGGCCAUGGCUCAAGAUGCAGGUAUGUUUAUGGUUCCACAAACUGUUGGUAGCGUCUUGUGCUGCAACUGCGGUGUUCCAAUGGCACCAAAUGCUGCCAAUAUGUGUGUGAGUUGUUUGCGCUCUGAAGUUGACAUCACGGAAGGUUUGCAGAAGCAUGUUAUCAUUUUGCACUGCCCUGAAUGUGACAGCUACUUGCAGCCGCCUAGAACUUGGAUUAAAGCUCAACUAGAGUCAAAGGAUCUAUUGACAUUCUGCAUAAAGAAACUGAAGAACUUGAAUAAAGUUAGGCUGGUACAUGCAGAAUUUGUUUGGACGGAGCCUCACUCCAAGAGAAUCAAAGUGAAGCUGAAAGUUCAGAAAGAGGUUCUGAAUGGAGCAAUUCUUGAACAGUCUUAUGUUGUUGAGUAUGUUGUACAAGAUCACAUGUGUGAAUCUUGCUCCAGAGUGCAGGCCAACCCUGACCAGUGGGUGGCAGCAGUGCAGCUCCGGCAGCAUGUGGCCCACAGACGAACAUUUUUUUAUCUGGAACAACUGAUUUUGAAGCAUGAUGCUGCUGCCCGUGCCAUUAGAAUCAAGCAGAUGGAUCAAGGAAUUGACUUUUUCUUUUCUAAUAGGAGUCACGCAGUUAAAUUUGUAGAAUUUCUCACUAAAGUUGUUCCUGUGAGGAGCCGUCAUGACAAGCAGCUUGUUUCCCAUGAUCCGAAGAGCAAUAACUAUAAUUAUAAGUACACAUUUUCUGCUGAAAUCUGUCCCAUAUGUCGCGAGGAUUUAAUCUGCUUGCCUCAAAAGGUAGCUCACAGUCUUGGGAAUAUUGGUCCUCUUGUAAUCUGUACAAAAAUCUCAAACAGCAUUGCUUUGCUGGAUCCAUUGUCCCUGAGGUACUGUUUCUUGGAUGCUGAUCAGUAUUGGAGGACAUCCUUUAGGUCUCUACUCUCUAGCAGGCAACUUGUGAAGUACAUUGUAUUUGAUGUGGAGCUUCCUUUUGGUGAAGUUAAUGUUGGUGGUUCUAAGUAUGCUUUGUCCUAUGUCCAAGUAGCACGUGAAUCUGAUGUUGGUAGAAUUUUCUAUAUUAGAACACAUCUAGGCCACAUAUUGAAACCUGGGGAUCAGGCGCUUGGUUAUGACCUUUAUGGGGCUAACAGUAAUGACAUUGAACUGGACAAGUACGGAAACAACUUUGCUCUUCCAGAGGCAAUUUUAAUAAAGAAGAGUUAUGAAGAGCAGCGCCAGAGGAAGUCCAGUAAAUCUCGUGCUUGGAAGCUCAAGUCCCUAAACAUGGAAGUUGAUGACUCGAGAGGUAGAACUGACCAAAACAAGAUGAAUGUGGAAUAUGAAGAGUUCUUGAGAGAUCUGGAGGAGAACCCUGAACUGAGGUUCAACAUAUCACUGUACCGCAACAGGGGUUACCAGCCAUCGGAAACAACAUCCAUGACUGAUGGCGAGGGUGUGCCUUCUGUUCCUAUCGAGGAGCUGCUUGCUGAUCUUGAUUUAAGCGAUGAUGUAUAUCGGAGUGAUGAUGACAUGAAUGAGUGAGCCUAAGUUGACAGUUUCAGCUUUGCCCUUGUUUUAUAGCUGCUUUACCUUGUUUUGAGUUUUAGUUGGUUUUUUGUUAGCAAAUUGCUUCUGUGUUUGUGAUGGUAAUAUACGGAUUGCUUGGUGGUUGGCUGGUAGCUCCUUAUUCAAUACCAGCUAUAUCAAUCAGUUUCGUGAUUCCUUGUAUCUACAAAUUGAUACACUUGAUUAUUCUCUACACUACUGGGUUUAUACCGGUCUUGCAUCUGUUCAAGGUGUUCUCUUGGUCCGGUGAAUAAGCUCAGUUCUGGUGUUUUAAGAGUAAUGGUGUGCAUUUUGUUAAGAUAUUUGUAAUGCAGUUUUUUUCUUCUUCUUUUCUGCCA